AUGGCCUACUUGAUCAUUCUUUUGCACGGUAUUGGUGUACUGAUACCAUGGAAUAUGUUUAUCACUAUUGCGCCGAACUAUUAUGUGGACUAUUGGUUCACGGUGGAUAGAAACAGGACCGAUUAUGCCAAACGUUUCAUGAGCGAUCUUGGAAUAGCUUCCCAGAUACCCAACUUUCUUGCAGGACUUAUCAAUUUGAUGCAGAUUAUAGGCGGGUCGUUGCUGGUUCGAAUUUAUGGAUGCCUCAUCGUUAACAGCAUAAACGUUUUAGUUAUCCUAAUUUUGAUCGUAGCACAGAAGCCAUCUGAAGAAGCGAUGGGUUGGUUUUACGUGGUAACGAUGAUAAUCAUAUUAGUGCUGAAUACUUCUAACGGCUUUUAUCAGAAUUCUGUAUUUGGUCUAACAGCGGAUUUUCCCGCUGCUUAUACGAAUGCUCUUGUGGUUGGCAACAACAUUUGUGGAACAUUUAUCAGUGUACUAGCUAUCGUAAAUCAUGAACUUAAAAAUUAA
Strongylus vulgaris is the source of this 510-nucleotide messenger RNA. The record is from the annotation of a GenBank genome assembly. Lineage: Eukaryota; Metazoa; Nematoda; Chromadorea; Rhabditida; Strongylidae.